UUUUAAAUACAAAAAUAAAAAACCGGCUGUUGUGUCUGGCCUGAUUAGAUAAAGUUAUUUUAAUUGUAGUAUUACUUUGCAUACGUAGUAUUUUUCUUUCUUACAAUUUCAUGAUCCUUAAAUUAUUUAUAUGGUGUUACUUCUAAACUGAGAUAAUAAUAAAUCAAAACGAUGAGUGGCGAAAACAGCACGAUCCUGGUUACCGGAGGCUCUGGGCUCGUGGGCCAGGCGAUAAAAACUGUAAUUGACGAAGAAAAGAAGUCUGGGUUAGGUGCUGGUGAGACGUGGAUUUUCUGUGGUUCCAAAGAUGGUGAUCUUAGAGACAGAGCUCAAACUGAAGCCCUGUUUGAUAAACACAAACCCACCCAUGUGGUGCACCUGGCUGCAAUGGUGGGUGGACUGUUUCACAACAUGGCCCACAAUCUGGACUUCUUUAGAGAGAACAUGGCAAUAAAUGAUAAUGUGUUGAAUGCAAGCCACAAACAUAAUGUGAGCAAGGUUGUGUCUUGUCUGUCUACAUGUAUCUUCCCAGACAAAGUCACAUACCCCAUUGACGAGACUAUGAUACACAAUGGCCCGCCACACUCUUCAAACUAUGGGUACAGUUAUGCUAAAAGAAUGAUAGACGUACUUAACAGGGGCUACAGCGAGCAGCACGGGCGCUCGUACACGUCGGUGGUGCCGUGCAACGUGUUCGGGCCGCACGACAACUUCUCGCUGCAGUCCAGCCACGUCAUACCCGCGCUCAUCCGCCGCAUGGACGACGCCAUAGUGAGCGGUGACAAAACAUUCACAGUGUGGGGCAGCGGCAAGCCCCUGCGCCAGUUCAUCUACUCGCUGGACCUCGCGCGACUCUUCGUGUGGGUGCUGCGCUACUACGACAGCGUGGACCCUAUUAUACUAUCAGUGGACGAAAAAGACGAAGUGACAAUAAGCGAAGUGGCCGAAGCUAUCAAGAAAGCCCACGGUUUCCACGGCGAGAUAGUGUUUGACACCAGCAAGGCAGACGGACAGUACAAGAAGACUGCCUCCAACAGCAAGCUGAGGGCUCUUCACAAGGACUUCGAAUUCACGCCCUUCGAUGAAGCGAUGCGCGCUACGGUGGCGUGGUAUAAAGAGAAUAGAGCUGUUGCUAGAAAAUAGCCAGAUGUCUACACAAAUGUUAGCAAAAAUAAGGCUUAAAGGUCAUAUCUCAUUGCAGCCACCCCGCACCUGAUGUCUUAUGACUGUCAUCAUCAUCUCCUUACCCUUAUCCCACUUAAAUGGAAUCGGAAAAAUAUGUCAAUCUUUUCCAUUCGUCUCUAAUGCUCGUCAACUCAUCAUCCACUCCUUUUACACACAUGUCUUCUUUCACACAAUCCAACCAUCUCUUCUUUGGCCUUCCUCUCCUCUUAUGUCCUUCCACUUGCACAUUCAACAUUUUUCUAGUAAUAUUACUUUCCUCCCUACGUAUUACAUGUCCAUACCAAGCUAACCUUCUACUCCUAAAUUUUUGUGUCACUGGCGCCACCUUCAGACUUCCUCUUAUAUACUGACGUCUUAUGACUGUAACUAUCAAUAAAUAGUUAAGCCAGAUUUUUUCCUGAAAUUUGAUCCAAUAAACAAAUGGAUUAAGAAUAAAUAAUAAUUCAUUUAUUUUGCUAUCAUCCGCGAAAAGCUGACGAAACCAUGCGACGUCACCCAGGUCCGACAAUCUAUGUUUCACUAGGUCUCUAUGUUUCACCCCGAAACCAGAGUAUCCUCAGAAGCAAACGUGCAAUUGAUUAAGAUUGUUGCUAAUUUGGAUCAUAAAUAAGUUAUUAAUAUGUGUAAGUCGGUAAUGACUUGGGCUUGCGGUUACGCAAUAAAAGUAGAUACAAAGAUACUAAAACUAAAUUAUGUAUGUAUUAAGUACAAAACCCUAUGGUUAGUGGUAGUGCUAUGACGACUGAAUGUAGUAAGGUAAACGUCUAACAGUCCUACACUACGUUUCAAUGCGCAAUAUUGAUCGAAGAUCGAAAGAAACACAAGAGGUGUGGGUUGUGUACUGGUAGGGUAACGGGUUGCUCUAAUGGGUUAUGACCAUACUAUGUUUAUUUAUAUAAUAAUGUAUCAGAUUUUUUUUUGUUAUGUUGUUUAUUAAUAUUCUUGGAAUAAGAGGAAUUUUAUAUUAAAAUCAAAGUCAAUGUCAAAACGGUACAAAAAUGAAGCGUGCUUUGAAAAUAUGUUUUUUGUAUGAAAUAGGUAAUAGAUACGGAAAUAUACGACAGGAAUAUAAAUUUGAUGAAUUUGAGUUUCUCAAAAUGCCACAAAAUCUUAAGCUGUAAAUUUUAUUAUUCUGUACAUAUGUACAGACUCUUAAUACUUAAGUAAUUUGAAUUUUUGGGUGAAGAGAGAAAAGGUUAUUAUUUAAUUUGUAUUUAUUUAUGCGUUAAACGCAGUCUAGAAAUAAUAUUACAAUAAUAUUUAUAGUUUAGACUGUAUUGAAAUAAAGAAUUAUUAUUUAUUAAAA
This is a messenger RNA of Bicyclus anynana (squinting bush brown), 2491 nucleotides long. It is a transcript of the gene Gmer, whose product is annotated as GDP-L-fucose synthase. Gene Ontology annotation, biological process: nucleotide-sugar biosynthetic process. Gene Ontology annotation, molecular function: GDP-L-fucose synthase activity. The record is from RefSeq and is a predicted model, not a curated record. NCBI's taxonomy places the organism in Eukaryota, Metazoa, Arthropoda, Insecta, Lepidoptera, Nymphalidae. The coding region runs from base 172 to 1143 and encodes 323 amino acids. The transcript has 8 exons.